Messenger RNA from Menidia menidia (Atlantic silverside), 4358 nucleotides. Lineage: Eukaryota; Metazoa; Chordata; Actinopteri; Atheriniformes; Atherinopsidae. The record is from the annotation of a GenBank genome assembly.
GGAAAUCCUCCACCAGAGCCUUGCUGUUGCCUCACUGACUCACAAGAAAAUCCACACAUCCCCAAGCCUGGACACUGAGAGACAGCCAACUUCCAAACCAAAACUGGAUCACAUCUGAGAGAGGACUUGGCUUUCAAAUUCUCUGUUUCUGAUACUGACAUGGAGCUCCACAAUGUGCAUAGUAUGGUCUUCCCCAAUCGCUUGGGUGAGGAGAAGCAACAGAUGCUGAGCCUGAACCGACGCUUGGAAACCUACCUCGGCCGGGUCAAACUGCUCGAGGAGGAAAACGAGCUGCUCGCGAAGGAGAUUCGGACCAUUAAACACAACAAGCAGGGCUCCCUGAAGCUCAGGAAGGGUCUGGAGGAAGAGCUCAGGCAGGCGAGACUGGAAGUGGACGCAGCCUGGAGGGACCGGGGCAUCGCAGAGCUGGAGGUGUGCCAACUGACCGAGGAGCUCCAAGCCAUCGACCAGCUGAGGCAGAGGGAGGCUCAGGCCAAAGUGACCGCGCAGACAAAGCUGGAGCAGAGCCGGAAAGAGCUGGAGGAGGAAGAGAGGGCACAGAUCUGGCUGGGGGAUAAGGUCAGACAACUGGAGCACGAGAUGAGGCUCCUGAUUGAGACACAUUCAGACAACGUGGCUCUCCUGGAAGACUCGCUGACUCAAUCCAAAGCCCCAGCCCCUCCAACACCGGCACAAAGAUGCCGCCAGACACCCGACCUCCUCAGGAUGGGCGAAGACUUUUACCAAACGGCCACCAGAGCAUGGCAGGAGGCCGCCGCGGCCAAUCGGAGCCAGUUAGCCCGGCUCGAGGAGUCGCUGGAUCACACCAGAAAGUCCCUGGCUCAAGUGGGCCAGGAGAAGCUGCACAGCCAGCUGAAGCUUCAAACCCUGGAGAAGGAGAUGGCCUCAGCACAGGACGUCCGGCUGCAUCUGGAGAAAGCUGUCGACCAGCAGAGGAACAAACACUGCCAGGAGAUGCAGCAGCUCCAGGAGUACUUUGAAGACCUGGAGGUAGAGAGACAGGGACUGGGCCAGCAGAUUGAGAGUCUCAUCCAGGAGAACUGCAGACUCUCGCAGUUGAAGAUUUCUCUGGAUUUGGAAGUAGCAACAUACAGAGCUUUGCUGGAUGGUGGAAACCUGAGGGGAGAUGCGUCCUUCUCAAAUAGGCCAAGAAACAUUCGCAUCACAGAUGCAGUUUUCAGUCCUCGUGGGGUUAAAAAGAUUAACCACACCCAGCUGUCUGCCGGCCACAAGAGCACUUUCGCUCCAUCUCUCCGUCGCACCGCAGGCCCAACAAUAACCGCUGCCCCACUCAGUGCUAGAAAACUCACAACUUCAAUUCUCAGCAAACCCGCUGACAUAGCAAAUUCCGCUACGCUCGCAGACCCCUAUCCAAAAAUAGUGCAGGACGGAGCAGUUGAAAACUUCCGACCGCAGGAGGUUAAUGAGAAGGUCACCCACGCCGAGCCUCUUUCUCCUCCGGGUGAUGAAGGGGAGCCCGGUGCAACGUUUGAGGAGAAAAGUGAAGACAACUGGAGCCCUGUUGACGGUGAAGAAAGAGAAAUAGUUGAAUGGGCCGUCGGUUAUCCCACUGAAUGCGGCUUCGGGAGCGAGCAAUCGUUCGAAGACGACCACCCGGUAAUGGAAACCGGCUUCUCGUCUGACAAUGACAACGUGACUGAGGAGCCUUACGGUCAGUCAGAGGAGCCGCAUCCAGAUGUGGCAGAAAAAGAAUCUGAGCAACAGCUGCAGUUGCCUUCUUAUGCAUGGUUAGAGACGGGGCAGGGGGCGGAAGUGGUAGAGCGUGUGCGAGAGAGCAUGUCAGAUUUUCAUAGCGAGGCAGGACCGGAACCAACGCCUGAGUCUGAGCCAGGCCAUCUAGACCCUGAAUGUGAGCACACUGGAAGCGAUUCGAACCGAACGAAAGACGACGACCCGGAUAGAAACAUGUCAGACGAGGUUGCUGCACAAAAACCGAGCGAUUCCGCGACGACGGCGAACGGAUUGGAGGUUGAAUACGAGCUGUACCCUGACGGAGAAGAGAUGGAUACCUGGGACAGCGUGAUAGAGAGGAGGACAGAGGCGGGGACAGACGUCAGCACCAAAGUAGAAAGCAAAAAACAGCGUGCCGAGCCGGAGGAAGACAUAUCGGGGAAAGAGCCGGAACGCGAAGAGACGCAACUUAGCCAGGAUGAAAACAUAACCUCCACGCUGUCGCUCACACCAGUGAACGACAAUGAGCCGGCGUGGUUAGACAGAGAGCAGGCUGCUCCGACCCCCGACGAAGCCGGUGAUGAUGAUGAUGAUGAGGAGGACUCUCAGAAUGUCUCCGUGUCGUGGAGGACCGAAUUGGAGGGCGACAGCUAUGCUCAGGACAACACCCUCGCCGACACGCGCCCCUUGAUCCGAUACAAAAGCGACGAGGCCGACGGCAACACUCAGGCGUCGCACGUGGACGAGAGCGAGUCCAGUGAGGGAGAGCAGGAGAGGAAGCCGGCCGAGGACGGAGCCGGAACAUGGAGCGACAGCAAGUCGAAGGCGUUCGGGACGAUGGAAGAUCUGUGCGAGGAAGUUGAAGAGGAAAUCAUGGAUGAUGAGUAUAAUCUGGGAUACUUUAAUGACGAGGACAGGGACGUUAGCCAAGGUACAAUAGUAAGCGAACGGGUUCCCCUGCAGAGUGAUAGAAAAAAUGAGGAUGAAGAUGGGAGAAAACUCAGAGAGGGACACUCAGAGGAAGAAAGUGAAGAGCUCACCAGACCCUUCAUAGAUUAUGAUGAAGAGCUGGAGACGGACAGGCUAGUGGAACAGGAGUUAGAGAAUCUGUCCACAGAGAGCUACGGCUCUCAUUUUGCCCAGCAGGCCGCUGAGGAUGCUUGUGUUGUGGUUCAAACAGAAGACGUGCGUGUCUUUGAGCCUAUAACUCCCACAACAUUUAGAAAUCAGGUUUCUGAAAACCAAUAUCUGACCGAUUCAGUGGAAGAAAUGCCCCUAACAGAUCCUGUGGCCCUGGAUGAUGAUAAAUAUGACGAUGACAUUUUUAUAAAUGAACCAAAGAAGAAAGAUGAAGAGGAUGAAUAUAAUAUUUCUGUCUUGACGCGUGCUGAUGCAAUUGAGGGUCACCCUGGUCUGACCGAUUCCAUCAGCGGCCCCGAUGAAGAAGAAACCGACCACCCGGAGGAUCCCAGCUCAGAGGUACUGUCCACCCCACACCAGGGAAACCUGCAGCCCGUCGUGGCUCCCGCUGAGGUGCCAGGGGCCCUGCCCGAGGAUACGUCCAGCAGCUCUCACCAAAACCUUGUUGGAGACCAUGAAGAGUUUCCGGAAGCUGCGGAAGUGGCCGAAUGGGAGGUCCUGGAGGAGCCCGGACAGGACCUGGAACCCGGACAGCAAGGUGAACCCGACCAGAGGUUUGGCAUGUUGGGAUCAGCGGAGGAUGGUGAUUGGACAAGCGGAGAGGAGCGCGUUGGAGUUCCACCUGCUGAAAACGGUGUCCCCGUCCUGAAGGGUGCGACAGACAGCAGCCGGGAUCUCUUCCUGUCUGACGUGAGGGAGGAUUUCUGGGUGUCCUCUCUAGAGACCGGAGCCGCUUACAAACCAGACGACACCUGGAGCGAAGCAUCUGAGCUGACCGGUCCGGUUCGUGGGCCCGGUGAGAAGCAGGUGUGGGGUAACUUGGAAAACCAGGAUGCAGUAAAUGAAAACUCCAGAUCAGAUGUGGAUCUACCCAAAGCCUCAGCCCCCGUGAAAGAGCAGAAACAGACGUAUGUGGAAGUGACAGAUGCUUUGUAUAGAAAUGUUAAAGGGCAGCUGGUCAAUUCUGAAGAACUGGACGUCGAAGCGGAAUCGUGGUCAUUCGGGAAGGAACCAGCAUAAAAGAAAACUGCAGUUUAGAAGUAGUUUGUUCUACAGAUUUAAAUGGUGUGGGGUCAGAUUAUAAAACUUUAUACACUUUUUAAAACCAAAGUCGUGCCUUGGUGCGCGCUUCAGUGACUUAAACCACCAAUGUGCCAACUCUCAACUUUCAGUCAUUUGGAACGAGCUUCUGCGUGAGAGGAUCCAUGAACAAUGAACAAAGAGAGUUAUUUGAAAGUCAAAUCUUUCAUUGAUCAUGGCCUGGUUAAAAUUUAGUGACUAAUGGAAAUCAAUGAGUGACAACCUGAAUGGCAGGGUUCCUUGUAGAGCUGCUUUGACAUAGAGAUAGAUUUCCAGCUGGUUAUUUGGUUUUAUUGGGCAAACUAUUCACUCACACUGGUAUGUUUUACACAUGCAAAACAAACUGUAUGAUUUUUGAUCACUUUGUUCCAUCAAGUUGAUCAAAAUGAUGCUACUUUUCAUUACACAAUAAACUCUAGCCUAAU